Molecule: messenger RNA, 6961 nt
Organism: Carcharodon carcharias (great white shark)
Lineage: Eukaryota; Metazoa; Chordata; Chondrichthyes; Lamniformes; Lamnidae
Gene: kat6b
Product: K(lysine) acetyltransferase 6B
Exons: 17
Coding region: 491-5638 (1715 amino acids)
Biological process (GO): regulation of DNA-templated transcription; nucleosome assembly
Cellular component (GO): nucleosome; MOZ/MORF histone acetyltransferase complex
Molecular function (GO): histone acetyltransferase activity; DNA binding
Source: RefSeq, a predicted model, not a curated record
CGCGGAGGCGGGACUUCCAGGCUGGUGUUAGGUUGCGCGCCGGGGUAUAAUGGGACUCCAUUCGGCUGUAAUCAGUGUCAUGUCGCUUUCAUGUAAACUCCGGUGUUCAAACAUUGGAACAAAAUGGCGUCUGCUCUGCUAGGUAUCAGCCGAUUCUGCGCUCAAGUGUGAAGCAAGGAUCUGUUCUCACAGUUACAACUAGUGCAUUGGGAGUCUUUUGGAAACCUGUUGGUUGAACCUUCAGAAGAUUAUCCUGUUUAUCCACUGUCUUGUAAGGCUAAUUGGGCUCAGUGCAGUUUUGAUGGAUAUUUUUGACUAGCAGACAUGUUACAGGUGCUGAUGUUAAGGCAUGUUCUAGUCCUUACUUCAGUGAAUUGUUUAUUUUCUCAGGAAAGCCUUUUAGUUCCUGGCAUGGGAUUGAUUGAACACAGAUACAAGGAGUAAUUUCUAUGCCUAACAUUGGAAUUGAACAACAUAUGAAUGGUCAACCAUGGUAAAGCUUGCAAACCCGCUAUAUACUGAAUGGAUUCUAGAAGCUAUUCAGAAGGUGAAAAAGCAAAAGCAAAGGCCCUCAGAGGAGAGAAUUUGCCAUGCAGUAUCCUCUUCACAUGGAUUAGACAGGAAGAUUGUUCUAGAACAGUUGGAACUUAGUGUGAAAGAUGGCACUAUUCUUAAAGUUACAAAUAAAGGGCUUUCAUCCUACAAGGAUCCAGAGAAACCUGGACGGUUUACACCCAUUAAGCCUUGCAGUCUUUCAAAAUCCACACAAGGGUGUACAUCGAGAAACUGUAUUGACAUUAGUAAUGUGGACUGGAAUAAGAUACUCAAGAGAGCAGUUGAAGGAUUGGCAGAACCAAAUGGCUCCUCACUUAAGAACAUAGAGAAAUAUUUGAGAAGCCAAAGUGAUUUAGCUACAAUUACCAGCAGUUCCACAUUUCAACAGAGGCUUAGACUAGCUACCAAGCGUGCUGUGAAUAAUGGGAGAAUAUUAAAGGAUGGACCUCUCUACAGAGUGAAUUAUGGGAAUGCAGGAGGCAGGGGAGCAACAAAAUACAAUAGUUCUUCCCCUUCGUCUCUCCUACCAGUUACCCAUCUCCCUCAUGAAAAAGAAAAGCCCCGUGCAAAUCCCUUUCCAAUCUGCAGUUUCUGCUUGGGGACAAAGGAAUACAAUCGAGAAAAAAAACCAGAAGAUCUCAUCUCCUGCGCGGACUGUGGUAGCAGUGGGCAUCCAUCAUGUUUAAAAUUCUCUCCAGAGUUAACAGCACAUGUGAAGACCUUAAGAUGGCAAUGUAUUGAGUGCAAGACUUGCAGUGCUUGUCAAGAUCAAGGGAAAAAUGCUGACAACAUGCUUUUUUGUGAUUCCUGUGACCGAGGCUUUCACAUGGAAUGUUGUGACCCACCACUCUCCAGAAUGCCAAAAGGAAUGUGGAUCUGUCAAAUCUGCAGACCAAAGAAAAAGGGAAGAAAGUUACUGCAUGAGAAAGCUGCACAGAUCAAACGUCGUUACGCGAAACCAGUAGGACGCCCUAAAAAUAAACUAAAGCAAAGAACCAUAUCUGCAGACAAUGAUGAAGGAUCCAUGACAAUGGACACAGGAAGGGGGUCACCUGACAAUGAAGAAAUGAUGAAAAAUAUCAAAAAAGAUACUGCAGAUGGGGGUGCAGCCUGCCAUCAGGACAAUGUGACAGAGGAAGAUUUGGAAAUGUUCAGGCAAGCAAGGGAUCUAUCACUCCAGAAAACAGGAAUUAUUACUACUGUUGACCCACAUGGUCGGUACCCAUCUGUAAUUGAAUUUGGGAAAUAUGAAGUCCAUACUUGGUAUUCUUCACCAUAUCCACAGGAAUAUGCGAGGCUACCAAAGCUUUACCUAUGUGAAUUUUGCCUGAAGUACAUGAAGAGUCGGAACAUUUUGCAGAGGCAUACAAAGAAAUGUGGCUGGUACCACCCACCUGCUAAUGAAAUAUACCGAAAAAAUGACCUGUCUGUGUUUGAGGUUGAUGGAAAUAUCAGCAAGAUCUAUUGCCAAAACCUCUGCCUAUUAGCCAAGCUUUUUCUGGACCAUAAGACUCUUUACUAUGACGUUGAACCAUUUCUUUUCUAUGUGUUGACUAAAAAUGAUGAAAAAGGAUGUCAUCUUGUUGGGUACUUUUCCAAGGAAAAGCUUUGCCAACAGAAGUACAAUGUCUCCUGCAUAAUGAUUAUGCCCCAGUACCAAAGGCAAGGCUUUGGAAGGUUCCUGAUUGAUUUCAGCUAUUUACUUUCAAGGCAAGAAGGACAGGCAGGAUCACCUGAAAAGCCCCUGUCUGACCUGGGACGGCUUUCGUACCUGGCAUACUGGAAGAGUGUAAUAUUAGAAUACCUGCAACGGCAUCAGGACAAGCAUAUCAGUAUAAAGGGUAUUAGCAGGGAAACAGGGAUGUGUCCACAUGACAUUGCAAUGACUCUACAGCAGCUGAAGAUGAUUGACAAGCAACAUUGCAAAUUUGUUAUAAUUCGAAGGCAAAAACUGAUUCAGGAGCACAUAGGAAAGUUGCAUUCCAAUCCACGUGUUAAUGAAGUGGACCAAGAAAGUCUGCGGUGGACUCCACUGGUAGUGUCCAGUGCUGCUGUUUCAGAAGAGGAGAUGGAGGCUGAGAAAGAGGCUGAGCAACUGAUGGAGCAAGCUAGCUGUUGGGAAAAAGAACAAGAGCAAUAUGCUGAAAUGCAGGCUAGCAUGCAUUCAGUUACUAAUGCAGGAUGUAAAAAUAGAUUACUGCAAUCUGAGUGUCUACCAGCCAAUAGUGAAUCAAUAAUGGAGCAUACAAAUGAAAUCAGUGAAGAAGAGAAUGAGGAUGAGAAUGAUGAUUCCCAACCCAGCUUAUCACCAGGCACAGCAAAGUCACUGUUAAGAGGAGCUAAGAGGAAGAGGUCACUCAUACACAGAAAGAAGAGGGGCCGCAAGCGCCGGAGACAUAACAGCAGUGUUACCACUGAGACUAUUUCUGAAACAACUGAGGUACUGCAUGAAGCCUUUGAGAACUCUGAUAAUGAGAGUCAAAUGCCCUGCUUGGAACCUACUUGUGAAGAAGAGGAGAACGAUGAAUAUGAUGAUGAAGUAAACAAUUAUUUCAGGCAUCGCUGUGGCAGCUUGGACUUAAAAAAGAAGAAUCAAUCAGAUGAGGGAGACGAUCUCUGCAAAAGUGCAGAUGAAACUCCUGAGAAAGAACAGCACACAGAUAAAGCAAAUACUGAUACCUCUUCAAAAGAGAACACUGAGGAAAACUCUCUUGAUUCUGAGCCUAUAGCAAGAGUUGUGAAACGCAAAAAAGGUUGGCCCAAAGGAGUGAAGCGUGGUCCAGCUAAAUGGAGACGCAAAGCCGAGAAUAAAACUGGUUUUAAACUCAACCUAUACACGCCGCCAGAAACUCCCCUGGAGCCUGACCAACCAGUCACAACAGAGGAGAGGCAAGUAGUGAUUGAGCAGCAAGUUGUAGUUGAGAAGCACAAUGAUGUAGCCCCUAUAAUAACAGAGGAGGAUGAACUUGAAAAUGAGGAAAAGCCAGAAUCCCCAGAUAAAUCUAUCUGUAUAUCAAGUGAGGAGAAGGAGCCAGUAGAAGAAGCAACUGAAAAAGAGCAUGACCAUGUUAAUGGAGUUCCUGAGGAUGAAACUGGUAAUCAUGAACAUGAGGAGGAAGAUGAAGAAGAGGAAGCAAAUCAAAAUGAGGAUCAUGAUGCAGAUGAUGAAGAUGACAGUCACAUGGAGUGUAUUGAGGUGGAAAAGGAAAAUCCAGAGGAAGUAUUCAAGGAGGAAUCCCUAAGCCAAGAGCCAUUCUUAGAGUUAAAUGUUCCAAGCAAUAAUACAGAGCAGAAAGAUGAGAUGGAUCACAUUGAUGACCCUGUGCCAGAUUCUGAUGAAGACCAAAACAAUGAUCAUGAAAGGAAUUCAGAACAUAUACCAGAUUCAGAUGAAGAUCACACCAAUAAUCAGGAUCAUAAGGACAAUGGCAAGCAGACCCCAGAAUUUAGAGAGGAAAAUGUAAAUGCAGAACCUGACACAGAGACAGUGCAAGCUGUUCAAUCAUUAACACAAGAAAAUAGUGAACAAGAAAAUAAUGAGCAAGUAAAUACAUACCAGGACUGUGCAGAAACCAUGGAGGCCUGUAGGAACCUGCAGAGUUACACUCAUACAGAACAGAGCCCACAAAUGAAUGACUGCCAUCAGUCAGACCAUAGCAGUCCUCUUUCAUCUGUUCAUUCUCAUCCGAGCCAGUCAGUUCGUUCUGUAAACAGUCCUAGUGUACCUCCCAUUGAGAACAAUUAUACUCAGAUCAGCCCUGAUCAGAGUGGUAUUUCUGCUCCAUCGUUACAGAAUGUAGAGACCAGUCCAAUGAUGGAUGUUCCUUCAGUUUCUGACCAUUCACAACAGGUUGUGGACAGUGGCUUCAGUGACCUAGGCAGCAUUGAAAGCACAACUGAAAACUAUGAGAACCCAAGCAGCUAUGAUUCAACUAUGGGAAGCAGCAUUUGUGGCAACAACUCAACACAGAAUAGUUGCUCUUACAGUAACAUAUCUUCCAGUAGCCUUACUCAGAGUAGUUGUGCAGUGACUCAGCAGAUGACUAACAUUAAUGGUAGUUGUAGUAUGAUGCAGCAAAAUAGUAUCAACUCUCCACCAAACUGCAGUGUUAAAUCUCCCCAAAAUUGUAUAAUUGAAAGACCUCCCAGCAACAAUCAACAGCAGCAAUUGUCACAAUGCAGCAUGACCACCAGUUUCGCACCAGCAAUACAAAUGACAGACAUUCCAGAAACUGGGAACUCAACCAUCAGUAUCUAUGAAAGGAUGGGCCAGGGUGACUUUGGAACAGGGGGUUAUCCCCAACCAUCUGCCAAUUUCAGCCUAGCCAAACUACAACAGCUAACUAAUACAAUCAUGGAUCAUCCAUUGCCUUAUAAUCAUUCUGCUGCUGUUACUUCCUAUGCAACUAGUGUCUCCCUGUCCACUACACACACAGGCCUUGUCCAACUUCCACAGUCGCCUCAUUCCUUAUCUGGGGGAGUACAAGCACAACCUACAAUGACACCCCCACCUAAUCUUACCCCUCCACCAAUGAAUCUGGCUUCACCACUACUACAGCGCAAUAUGGCAGCCCCAAAUAUUGGAAUCCCUCAUACCCAAAGAUUACCAACGCAAAUGGCAGCCAAAGGCCAUGUUGCCAUACGUUCCAAGUCUGUGUCUAUACCACCUGUUGCUGCUCACCAGCAACAGAUCUAUAGCCGUGCCUCACCAUCUGUGGCCAUGCAGCCUUCACCUCGACCUCUGACCAUGCAGCGGGGCAUGAACAUGGGCCUAAUGCCAGCACCAACUUAUAAUGUCAAUUCUAUGAACAUGAAUAUGAAUACAUUAAAUGCUAUGAAUGGGUACAGGAUGACGCAAUCCAUGAUGAACAGUGGUUACCAUGGAAAUCCUGCUUACAUGAAUCAAACUGCCCAGUACCCCAUGCAAAUGCAAAUGAGCAUGAUGGGAAGUCAGCCAUACACCCAGCAACCAAUGCAAAGUAGUCCACAUGGUAACAUGAUGUACACACCACCAGCCCACUACAGUCACAUGAACACUGGCAUGUCCAAACAGUCUUUGAAUGGCUCCUAUAUGAGAAGGUAGAUUUCGCCGAGCAUAUAAGGUACUAAAGGAAAACCUGCAUACCUGGAAACAAAUCCACAUAUAAAAAACAGGUGUAUGGUGAUCUACUUUGAAGAUCAGCUGUUUGGCUGAGCUGUCAUGAUAAAAUUAUAUUGAAGAAGUGGCACUUUGCAUUCAAUCUGUUGACAGAAGGAAGCCUUAUUUAUUUUGUUUUAAGUCAAGUUGGGUGAGGAUUGUUUUCAUCUUUGUACAUUCGUAUUUUUCCUUUCUGAGUUUGGCUUGAACAGAGCACAUCUUCGAAAGAAGUAUGGAAACUGAGAUAGUACAGCCAUGCAAUAGAAACUUUAAAUGUGCCUAUUUGCCCUUGGAAAGGAUUUUGCAAGUUAGAAAAUAGUGAAGAUAAAAGCCCAAAUAGCAGACAGCUAAACUACACCAGGGGCUGGAGCUGGGGAUUCUUUUGUUCCUUGGACUUCUGUUGUUAUACAAUACAUGUACAUUUGAUUUUGCAACGCUGAUGCCUAAUUCAGCAUGCAGCAGAACAUCAUUGGAGAAUUUGUUUGUGACAGUGUGCCCUUUAGUAAAACAAAUAUGUGUUGUGUUUAACAGCAAGCCAUUUGUUAUGUUUUGCCUUUAUUAGGUUUUACUAGCUUUGAAGUAAAAUGAAAACUAUAUUUUUGUUAAUUCUGAGACUGUAAAAAAAAUGUAAAAGCGAGACCUUGUGUUCAUUUGGCAGUUUUGAAAGGGUUACUUGCAAAAAUGUUUAGUGUAUAAUUGACACAUUUCUUUUUGUAACUAAUUUCUUUCCUUCGGUGAGGCAGCUUUCUGUUUUAUAAAUGCAAAAUAUUCUGUUGGACAAAUGAAGACAUUCUGUUAACAGCGUAUCUGAAUAUUUGUACCUGUCAGUUUCAUAUAAAGCGUAGCUUUUUUUUUUCAAAUAAUAUCAGCCAGCAACAAAAGUGCUGUCUAAGAGUAACUGUUCAGUUUUGUUGGCCCAAUGAUAAACACCUUUAAUUAUUCAUUGGCAUUCCAUCAGUAGAUUUUUCUAUCUUUAGAGAAUAUUGAAGUUAUAUUUUAAAAAAAUUUAGAACUGUAGUGUGUGAAUAGACCAACAUAAGCUUAAAAAAACGCAUGUAAAAAGUAUUUGUGUCUGUUUAUAUUGCUUACUUUUUGUAGCCUUUGUACUUGUACAUGGUGACUGUAAGGACUGAGAGGAAAAAGCUGGAUACAUGUAUAAAAUAGGACACAAACAAGUGAGAGAUACACUUGUAUUUAUCAGUUAUCCUUCUAGUCGGUCACUUCAAAGGACGCUGUACAUUUUAACAUGGAAUAAAUUAUGUUGAGCCA